AUGACCCUGACCUCCCACGUCAUCCCUAUUGCCAAGGAGCUCGGCGUCCAUUGCCACAUCCUCUUCAUCUCCUGCACCACCAUGCUGUCGCUCAAUGCCUACACCCCUCUACACCUCGACAAGAAGAAGAAGAAGGUCGAGCAGCACGAGCAGGGGCCUAGCGCUGGUGGCGUCGGUGACGUCGACAUCCCCGACGUGCGUUGCAUCCCGCAGUCUUGUCUCCCACAGCCACUGCUCCACCUCAACAAGCUCUUGACCAAGAAGUUCAUCGACAACAACUGCGAGAUCAUCAGCACCAACGGCUUUCUGGUCAACACGUUCGACGCCUUGGAGCCAGCGGCGCUCGCUGCCCUGAGAGACGGCAAGGUCAUCCUCGGGUUCCCACCGUUGUAUGCCAUCGGCCCGCUCAGAUCGUAG
Messenger RNA from Miscanthus lutarioriparius, 417 nucleotides. The record is from the annotation of a GenBank genome assembly. Lineage: Eukaryota; Viridiplantae; Streptophyta; Magnoliopsida; Poales; Poaceae.